Molecule: messenger RNA, 2172 nt
Organism: Cylindrotheca closterium
Lineage: Eukaryota; Bacillariophyta; Bacillariophyceae; Bacillariales; Bacillariaceae
Source: the annotation of a GenBank genome assembly
AUGUCCAAGAUCCACGAGAGUCAAACAUCUUCCCCUAUCGAAAGAAUACUAAUAUGCCAUCCUUCUUUACCGGAAAAGUGUCUGAAUGGAAAAUCAUUGAGUGAAAAUGCCGAAAUUGAAGAGAUUGCGGAGCAGAUAUUCUUGUACGUGUCACCACCAGGAGCUGCAGAAGAUCCCAAGAAUAAGAAUAGUAAUAAUAAUGGCUGGAAUAGGCAAGCCGUGCAAUUUCUCGGCCUCUGUGUAGGACUCUACACAUUGCCAUCUUCGUUGAAAAAAGACGAAACGACGAAGUCAGUCUAUCUGGGAAAGUCCACCCUCAUCUUUGUCCCACUCGAAGGCGAACUUUUGGCCGUAAUUCAGAUGCGACGAGGGGGCGGAAAUCCACUGGCGGUGCGCCAAUCCAUCGAAAAAUGUCACUCCUUGUUUGAAAUGUUUCACGGAGGAGGUGUUCUGCAUCGAUUGAAGCAGCAGAAGAGGUGUCAUGAUGAUGAUAUUUCCAACAACAACAACAACAACAACAAGUGCAUUUAUCCUGGUUUGGACCAAUUGUACUCGCUGCGAAAAGAUAUCCGGAAACUCAAAACCAAGCAAUCGCGACUAUCCACGGAUGCGGCAGACGACGAGCAUGAAAGAUUGCAACACGAAAGUGACCAGUUGGGCUGUGAACUUGAGCAUCUACAGCAACAACUGCCGAAUGAAUCCAUCCGACAGGAUUUGGCAUCCCAUUACAAUGAAUAUCUUGACAAUCUCUCCUUGGUGACGAGUCGCCAAGGUGGAGGACUGCGUUGUCUAGUUGAUUGCGUUGUUCCAGUACCCAUUGCUCAAGACUCUGGCCUUCAUACGUUGCAAUCGUCGCCGUCUCGGUUGUCCAACGAACUAGUGCCCAAACUAACGACAGACCUUCAACACAUUUUGGUGCACGAGGCCCAUCAACCAUUGCUAUUUGGGAUUUCGACCUUUUACUUGGGUAACUUGAUCCAAUAUGAUUUUUUUGGAAAUGGGUCUGCUGGUGAGUCUCACUUUUCGACAUGCGGCAUCACUGCCGAAACAGUCACGACCAUCAUGGGAUACAUGGCGUCGUACCGAAUCAAGUUGCUCCAACAGAAGAUUGCGCAUGGCCCGGGAAAUAAAAGCGUGACUUCCCCUCUUCGAUUAGGAAAUAUUGCCUCGUCUCUUGCCUACAAAGACCAGGCAGCACAGCAUGAACAACCUUCCAUUGCCGCGCAGCAAAGUAUGAGUCUAAGCGGCGGAUCGUUCUUGGUGCCUCCUCCAUCAUUCAUGAUGAGCGGUGGUGGGACCGAGGACGAAGCGAACCAAUCUAGUAUUGCCAUUGAAAGCGAACAACAAAUCGCAUGGGCUCCCAGAUUGAAUCUUUUUAUAAACGGAGGCAAAUCAAAAGCAGCAGAGCAACAACAGACAAGCAAGAAUGCUCGCGUUCUUUGUUACACGAUUGGAGACUUCAGUUUUCUCAUAUUCCUCCAUGAUGAAGGAGACUUGGACUUGCAGUCAGAUGCUGGACGAGACAUGGUUUCCAACGUGUUGGUGAGCGUCCGCAACAAGAUGGAUGCGGCGGUAAUGACAACGUCCCAAGCUAUGAUAUCAUCAUCAUCACCAUCACCUUACAAGGAUCGACAAAAGCCCAAUCUGGGGGAACCUGGAGUGGACUUUAUUCUGAUUGACCGCAAACAGCACGAAUUGACGCUCUUUACUGAUCGAAAAGCCGUAUCUAGCAGCCCGUCAUCCAAGAAGCCGCAGGGUAAUGGGGCCAGCCCCCGAAAGAGAUUUGGUUUCAUGCCACCAAAAAUUGCUGUACCAUCGCAGGGCGAUAAGAAAGCCAUCUCGCAAAGUCUGGAGUGGGCAGUCCUUGGAUUGGAUUGCCGCCAUCGUUUGGCAUCCCAUUUGCAUUUGGAUGUCUUGCUUGCCUUUGACGACAUGAUGAAUGACAUUGCCACCAAAUUCUCUAGAAAGAAUGAUGAUGAUUCCUCGGCAGCUGCUACUUCAUCAUCAUCAAAGUAUGUGGAAUUGUGUACCUGCAUGGCACUGGGAUGGGUCUACGGGUGUGCCAAUGGAGAUACCGAAUUGUAUGCCUUCUUUGACAAUAGCACUUACGUGACAGUUUCCGACGUCCAGAACGCUGUCAAGCGAAUGCAUAAUAAAGUUUCACAGAAUUGA